AUGCGCGCCCUGAAAAAUCCCGCUCUACAACGCUGGGGCGCCGUGUCGACAUUGCUGCCGCUGCUGGCGGUUUUGAGCAGAGAGAGCCCCUUGCGCCGGGUUUUCGUAGAGUUCGUGAUUUUGGCCCUGCGUGGCGCUACACCUGCGGCUGUGGCAGUUCUGAUCCGAAAUUUGUGGAUGAAUGCCAGCCCUCACCAUUUCCAUCCCCGCGUGCUGGUGAAGUAUGGGCUCAUCUCAUGGUGCUUGGCGGAAACCAUCUUCAUGAUCUACAUUUGGCAAUACACACGUUUCCUGAACGGUCAGACCACCCGUCGCUGGCGUGCGGUGAACGUCCACAACACAGCGGAGAAGCGCAGAGCCUCCAUGGAACGCUACCUUCAAGCCUUGGCACAGGUGGCCCAUGGUGGUAGUCCCAGUGAGAGCCGACCAAAGAACAACUUUGGCACCGGCUUGCAAAAGGCCGCGGCCAACCGCAUGGCCACGCCGGGGCUCAGCCGGACGCUGCGCUCCAACUCCACCGCCGCACUGAAGCGCACGGGGAGUUUCCUCCUGGGCGGCGUGGUGAAGCACGAGGAGAGUGUGGAGGACCUCUUGAAACAUAUGGAAGGCUCCAGUGGCAACCUGGAAGCUGAACUUCAAAGGCUCCGCUGGCACGAGCUGGCGACCUUCUUCCACGGCGCGGGCCGUGGGGAUGCGGACGACAUCACCUCCUGGCUGCAGCGGGACAACGUCAAGGAUUGGAUUGCCCACUACUGGUUCCGCGGCGCUACACCGGAGGAGCUCCUGGAGGAUAGUCCACAGCAAUUCCAGGAGUUACGUUCACUGGUCGAUUUGGUUCUGCAGACAGCUGGCUUACAGAACCUGUCGCAGGGCCGAAACCCAAACAUCAUCGCCUACCGGAUCUUCUCGGACCCGUUGCCGGUGGUGCAUCGUCCCCUGAUGGUCUACGCGGGCACCUCUUUGCUAUGCCCCAUGGUCUCCUACAAGGUGAUGCAAUGGUUGGGUUUCCAUCGCGAACGCGCCGGCGGCCUCUGCUACUGGAAGCGCCCCCGUCGCAGCUCCGUGUCAGGAAUCGACCUGUCGGCACCGAGGCAGGUGCCCUUAGUCUUUGUGCAUGGCUUGGGCGUUGGCCUCGUGCCUUACUUUAUGAUCAUCUAUCGCCUGUCUCAACGGCAUAGUGGUGAUUUGUUCGUGCCCGAGUUCCCGUUCUUAGCUAUGGCGCCCUGGGAGAGCGUGCCGAGUGCACGGGAGGUGGUGGCACAAUUACAGGACAUGCUGUCAGCGCACGGCCACACCUCCGCACAUUGGGCUGGCCAUUCCUUCGGCUGCGUGGUGAUUGGCUGGGUCAUGAAGAUGUCGGCAUCUUCCCUGCGCUACGCCACGUUGAUGGAGCCAGCGCAGUUUCUCAUGAUCAAAUCCGAGGCAUUGACGAAGAUCUUAUGGGGACGACCGGGGACCACCUUUGAAAUUUUGAUCCGAUACUUUGCUUUCAGAGAGCUGUUCACGGUGAACCUCUUGUGCCGGAACUUCUUUUGGGAACAGAGCUCCAUGUGGCCCGAGGACUUGAAGGUGCCAUCCAUCAUUGCUUUGGCUGGCGAUGACCACAUCGUCCAAUCCACCUUUGUCCGGCGUCUAUUGGAGCAUGAGAAAUCGGCGCGACGACUGCAACGCCGAAUGGCCUCAAAGAAGGGUCGCGGAAUGCCGACGUCAGGCUCGUCCACGGAUGUCAGAGUGGAUACCUUGAACCAAGCUUCGACCACCUCGUCCGGGCCGGAACCCAUCGAGAUCCUGUGGAACGAAGGCUUCUUCCAUGGGCAGAUUCUCUGUGACCGCCGUGCCCAGGACCAUCUGUUCCUGCGCAUGCGGUCGCUGGUUCGAGAGGAGGAUGCCCAAGGUGCCGCCCAAGGCCUGGAGGAUGAGGUCUUUCCAGAUUGUCCGCAAUCUGUAGCUUCAGGAUUGGGCUUUUCUGUGACGACUCACGAAGAAAGAUCCACCUUUCGCCAUGGGGCCAAGAAAAAGCCCAAGCCUGCGUUUAGCAAAGCCAUCGCAUUGUUGAGAAAAGAAGGCCCAGCCAUUUUGGAGCAGAGAAUCAAGGAGGCCGCCAGCGAUUACGACCGCAAGAUCCUGGAGAAGCACUUGGCGUCAGUCAAGGAACACCAAGAAAACGAGGACAUCAGCACGGAAGACGAGAAGUUGUUGGGCAUCAUCAUCCACAAGACGCAUGGGGAAGACUUGUACAUCAUUGACAAGUUUCCCAAGGAGGUGCGACCCUUCUACACCAUGCCAGACCCCACGGACGAAAAGUGGACCAAUGCCUAUGAUGUCUUCCUGAGAGGAGAGGAGAUCACUUCGGGGGCGCAGCGAAUCCACGACCCACAGAUGCUCACUGAAAAGGCCAAAGCCUGGGGCGUUCCACCCGCAUCCAUCCAGUCCUACAUUGAUGCCUUCAAGUACGGCUCCUAUCCGCAUGCCGGCGCCGGUAUUGGCAUGGAACGUGUUGUGAUGUCAGCCCGGCAUGGAAGCUGCACAUGUUGCUGGUGUUGGUAA
This is a messenger RNA of Cladocopium goreaui, 2547 nucleotides long. NCBI's taxonomy places the organism in Eukaryota, Dinophyceae, Suessiales, Symbiodiniaceae. The record is from the annotation of a GenBank genome assembly.